AUGGUUGUUGAUUGUACUUGUAAGUCAUUUGGUGAAAUAGGCAUUCUUUGUUCUCAUAUCCUUCGAGUUUUUAUCGUCCAUAAUGUUGAAAGGAUUCCUAAUCGAUACAUUAUGAAGAGAUGCACAAAACAGGCUAUGAAUACAAUUGUUGAGGAGAGAGAAGAUAGAGAUAAUGAAGUAAGUGUUUUUUCUGCAUCAGUGUGGAGGAUGCAAACCAUAAGGAGUUGCAUUAAAGUUAUAAAUGAAGCUCAACACUGCCCGAUUGCAAGGAAGAUUAUUGAUUCGGGUGUGCUGGAUAUGUCAACUAAAUUUAAGGAGUACAUUGUUUUGCAGGAACCGAUUGUUGAGGAACCGAUUGUUGAAGAAGUUAUUCCAACAAUGGUUAAAAAUCCACCAAAGAGAAUAAAGAAGAACAAGAAAGGGAAUGAAAAGAGUAAUGAGAGGAAUGCUAGGCCAAAAAGAAUUGUUGAGAAGAAACGCAAUAAACCUAAAGGUUGGAACAAGAGAAGAGAAAGACAUGUUGAUAAUUUGAGGGAGGAAACUCGGUCUAGUGAUCAGCGUAUCAUAAACCUACCUGUUGGUGGUAUCUUGGUUCAUCCAGUAUCUUCAAAGUCACAGUUGGAAACUUUUAUUCCAGAUGAUUAUUUUGGAGUAUCCAUACAUCCCUUAUUUUUACAUGAUGCUUAUGUUCUUACGGGCUACUGA
Molecule: messenger RNA, 705 nt
Organism: Spinacia oleracea (spinach)
Lineage: Eukaryota; Viridiplantae; Streptophyta; Magnoliopsida; Caryophyllales; Amaranthaceae
Exons: 4
Coding region: 1-705 (234 amino acids)
Molecular function (GO): zinc ion binding
Source: RefSeq, a predicted model, not a curated record